GGACGGCUCCAACGACACCCUCGACUGCCAGGGAAGCACAGAGGCGAGGCGCCCCUGGCUGCCGAGCCUGGCAGCCUUGCUGGCGCGACCGCGGCGCGCCGCCAACUACCACGGCUGCGACAGGAGCGCAGAGGUGGCGGACCUGCCCAACGGCUCCGACGACGCCCUCGGGCAUCAGCGCGCCGAGAAGGCGGCGGGAUUUGCCCCCCGAAAAGGGGCCGACCCGACCGGCGGCUCCAACGACACCUUCAACCUCCAGAACACCGCGGAGGCGGCGGUGGGGGCCCGCCUUGCAUGGGCCAACCUGCGAGACGGCUUCGACAAG
This is a messenger RNA of Prorocentrum cordatum, 325 nucleotides long. The record is from the annotation of a GenBank genome assembly. Lineage: Eukaryota; Dinophyceae; Prorocentrales; Prorocentraceae.